Saprolegnia parasitica CBS 223.65 is the source of this 1614-nucleotide messenger RNA. RefSeq lists its product as hypothetical. The transcript is spliced from 5 exons. Gene Ontology annotation, molecular function: diaminopimelate decarboxylase activity. NCBI's taxonomy places the organism in Eukaryota, Oomycota, Saprolegniomycetes, Saprolegniales, Saprolegniaceae. The record is from RefSeq and is a predicted model, not a curated record. Gene Ontology annotation, biological process: polyamine biosynthetic process. Bases 31 to 1545 code for a protein of 504 amino acids.
AUCUUGUCAAGGAACACAACAACUUCGGCGAUGGACAAGCUCUCGACGGUCGACCUCUCGCGCUACGCAACGGGCGCGUCCGCGCUGGACGUGGCCCGUGAGAUCUGUCGGGAUAUGGGCUGGAACCCGAACGAGCCGGUGCAACUCUCGCUCGUCGACCUCCUCAAGGAAAUGCUGUCGCCGUCGUCGCUCGUGCUCCAAGCGGCGCCGGCGUCGCUCGAUGAGGUCGAGGCGCAGCAUGCAGCGCGCGGCGAGAGCGUCGCGGCCAUCGUGCGCCACGCCGUCAGCGCGGUGCCGUACCCGGUCAUGGACCUCAUUUCGACACCGAUGCUGGAAGCUCGACUGCGCUCGCUCCACGCCGCGUUCGCUGGCGACCACUUUACGCACGCAGUCGCCGUCAAAGCCAACCCUGUGCGGAGCGUCUUGCGCAUGGCCCAAGCGUCGGGCUGCGGCGCCGAGUGCGCAUCGUUUGCCGAGGUCCAGCACGCGCUCUCGCUCGGGUUCUCACCGCGCUCGGUCGUCUUCGACUCGCCCUGCAAGACGUACGACGAGCUUCUUUCUGCGAUCCAAGCCGGCGUCUACAUCAACCUCGACAACGAAGACGAGAUCGCCAAGGUCGAGCGCGUCUUCCAUGCGCUCUAUCCGGCAGGUGCGACGCUGCCACCCGGUGUGCACGACAGUCAGAUCGGUCUCCGCAUCAACCCCGUCGUCGGCUCGGGCGCGAUUGCGUCGACGAGCACGGCCACCAGCGCGAGCAAGUUUGGGCUGCCGUUGACGCCGGCGACGGAAGCAACGCUGCUUGGCUUGUUCAGCCGCUACCCGUGGCUCCAAGGCAUCCACGUCCACGUCGGGUCCCAGGGCUGUCCCAUGGACCUCCUCGUCACCGGCGCGGCGCGGGCGGUCGCAUUUGCCGAGACGAUCACGUCCCAUCUGCAGCGGCGCCAGAUUCGCGUGCUCGACAUUGGCGGCGGUCUCCCGACCGUCUACGACGGCAUCCCGACCUCGGACUUGUCGUAUGCUGCGUACGCUGCCGCGCUUGCGGAUGCGGCGCCGCAGGUCUUUUCGGGCCAGUACCGCAUCAUCACCGAGUUUGGACGCAGUGUCUUUGCCAAGAUGGGCAUCACCGUGAGCCGCGUCGAGGCGACCAAGCACUGGGCGGGCCAGAACAUCGCGGUUAUCCACGUCGGCGCCAACCAGUUUCUCCGCACUGCGUAUCUCCCGCAUGCAUGGCCGCACACGUUUUCGGUCUUUACGGCCGACGGCGUCUUGAAGCGAGGACCGCUCGUCAAGCAGGACAUUGCCGGUCCGCUCUGCUUCUCGGGCGACUUUCUGGCCAAGGACAUUCUGCUGCCACAGAUGCAAGUCGGCGACUAUGUCGUCGUUCACGACACUGGUGCGUACACGGUCGCCAUGUACUCCAAGUACAACAGCCGCCCGUCGACCGCCAUGUACGGCUACGCGACCGACGCCGACGGAAAUCCCGCGCUCACGCUCUUCAAGGACCAAGAGACCACGUCCGAAGUACUCAGUUUCUGGGGUGUUUAAUCGGUUGCAAGGCAAGUAGUACUUGGAACCGUGGCCCCGUGCGUGGUCGCUCGCGCUGGCUCGCGCUUC